This is a messenger RNA of Cinara cedri, 612 nucleotides long. NCBI's taxonomy places the organism in Eukaryota, Metazoa, Arthropoda, Insecta, Hemiptera, Aphididae. The record is from the annotation of a GenBank genome assembly.
AUGUCUCUAUGUGUGAAAUGCGGUGAAAAUCACAUAACAGAAGACUGUCAAAAGCCCAAAAAAAUAAAAGGCGAAAUGUGUUAAUUGUGGUGAAGCACACACUGCAAACUAAUUAUUGAAGCAAAGCCACUUAUACUAGAUCACCAGUUUGGAUUUCAUAUAUAACACUCGACUAUCGACCAAGUUCAUCGCGUAACGAACGUGAUCAGUAAGGCAUUAGGAGAAAAAAAUUAUUGCUGUGGAGUAUUCUUGGAUAUAGCCCAAGCCUUUGACAAAGUUUGGCACAAAGGCCUAUUGUUAAAACUACUCGAGCAGCUUCCGCACACAUGGUAUGCACUCCUCAAAUCAUAUCUGACUGAAAGACAUUUUUGCGUUGGAUACGAAGGAACGAUAACUAAUUGGAAGAGUAUAUCAGCUGGAGUACCUCAAGGUUACGUUUUCGGACCUAUUUUGUACCUACUCUAUACAGCUGAUAUUCCAACUAACGACAAUACAAUGAUAGCUAUGUUUGUCGACGACACGGCAAUACUAUCAACGAGGAAGUACCAAGAAGCUGCGACUGAGAUCUUACGAAUGACAAUCAACGCCGUAUACAACUUGGCGAAACGAUGA